GGCUCCCGGCGCCGCCGGGGGGAAGGCGGGCAGGGAGGGGCCGGGGCCGGAGGAGGAGCCCCGCCCGCUGCUCUUAAGCGCCGUGACCGGCGCUGCCCCGCGCUCGGCAGGGCCAUGGAGGUGGCGCGGGAUUGCGUGGGAUCGCUGCUGCGAUCUUUCAUAUCCAUGGGAGCAUCUGUAGGAGCAGUAACAAAACAGACCCUGUUCCCUCCGCUCAUGCCUGCAGGGCGCCCUUUCCGUGUGUCCAAUGCCUCCCGGAGCAGCCGGAAGGGAAUUGUUGCAAGCAGCCUGCAAGAGCUCUUCAGCAAGACUUUGGAUGCCUUCUUUAUAACUGCUGGAAUAGUUACUCUGGUUUUGGAGGAAGAUGGCACAGUUGUGGACACAGAAGAGUUCUUCAAGUCCCUGGAUGAUAAUACACAUUUCAUGGUUCUGGAAAAUGGACAGAAAUGGACACCAACAAAAAAUGGAGUUGUCGCUGUGAGAAAAAAGAAGAAAAUGGGAGUCGCUAACAUCACCUUUGAUCUGUACAAACUGAACCCUAAGGAUUUUAUUGGCUGCUUAAACAUCAAGGCAACCUUCUAUGAGAUCUACUCUAUCUCAUAUGACAUCAAAUGCAUGGGAGCAAAAAGUGUAUUGCGAAGAGAGACUGAUCUGGUUUCUGUAUCUUCAGAAAUUGAUCCCAUUCCAGUUUUUUGGUACUGCUUCCCAAUGCCUCAGCAUCAUACUUGAGUGCCCUCCUAACUUCUGGGGGAUGAGACUCAAAUGUAGCUCUCAGUACUUGCGUCCUUGUUGUUUCCUGCAGAAUGGAAGAUGCAGUUACAACUAAGUUGAAUAAAUGACCGUUCAAAUAUGACUAUCUCUUCCCCUGUGAAGAUACACAGUUUACAUUGUCAACCUCUGAUGCUUGCCUGAUGUUAUCUUAUGGAUUUGUACUGAUUCUUACGCAGCACUUUAUACUUGAAUGCUGAUUUUAUCAAAUUUGUAGAAAAUAAAGUAGUUGGGAACUGAGAAUUCUUAAAUCUUGCAGC
Molecule: messenger RNA, 1028 nt
Organism: Pyrgilauda ruficollis (rufous-necked snowfinch)
Lineage: Eukaryota; Metazoa; Chordata; Aves; Passeriformes; Passeridae
Gene: CIDEA
Product: cell death inducing DFFA like effector a
Exons: 5
Coding region: 115-729 (204 amino acids)
Biological process (GO): regulation of apoptotic process; apoptotic process; lipid storage
Cellular component (GO): lipid droplet
Source: RefSeq, a predicted model, not a curated record